This is a messenger RNA of Danaus chrysippus (African queen), 408 nucleotides long. The record is from the annotation of a GenBank genome assembly. NCBI's taxonomy places the organism in Eukaryota, Metazoa, Arthropoda, Insecta, Lepidoptera, Nymphalidae.
AUGUCACAGAUAUUAAAAUGCUCAGUGAAUUGGUGCGAUUCAACGUCAGAGAAUUGUACAGAAAACGGAGAAGAUGUAACAUUUCAUACAUUCCCGAAGUGUCAAAAUAUAAGAGACACGUGGAUAGAUGCUUGUAAGAAUGAUGAUGAAGACUGGAAACCUUCCCAGGACAGCGUUAUAUGCUCCAGACACUUCACUGACGACUGCUUCAGACAGACAAAACCUCGCCGGAUGAAGUUUAAAAGUACACCCACUUUGCACUUACCGAAGAAGAUUGUAUGGGAGAGAUCUCUAAGAGACCAGGUCAUGAUGGACUAUUUGAGAGCACUUAACGACAAGAGACGGCUGAUAAAGUUGUUAAAAGAAAAGCUACUCAUGGAAAGGAGACAUGAUAGAAGAAAAACAUAA